AUGGUCCUCACAAGCAAUGAGAAGCGUGCCUUCUUCAGACAACAGUGUCGUGAGGCAUUGGCAGCCCAUAUAUAUGAUCGACUUGGUCUUGUCGUCGCUCCCGCCGAUGUCCGCCUACAGCCAUCAGUCGGAGAUAAAUACGCUUGGUCGGUGACGGAAUCCAAGAAGAGCCUAUUGCAGUCAAAUUUGGGCCGUGGAAGCGUGGGCCUAUACAAGUCCAUUUGUGAGGAAUUGGGCCGGUCGCUUGAGGCAGUUACUCCGCAGACGCUACAGGUUACCCAAUUAGAACGGGACCACCUGCCACGAGAAGAGGCCGGGCCAGCUCGUAGUGACCAAGAGGAAAGCGGAUCCUUCACAGCAAAGAUCCACGAGCUGAAAUGCGCCAAUCAUGUAUUGAAGGACGAGCUUGACCGUACCACUAUCCACCUGCAAGGGUCCCUCGGCGAAAACCGUAUAUUGCAAGCAAACAUCCGUCGGCUUCAGGACGAGUUGGACAGUAGUUCAUCUCGAGCAACUUACCUAGAAGACGAGUUGGUUCGUAUCGGCAGUGGGAUCACCGAAGCUAUACAGGUGUUGCAGGAGUACCAAGCACAUAAGGGGAGCAUGCUCUUUACCUUCAUCCACACGAUGUCUCCCACAACGAUAAAUCAGAGUGCCCGCUCGCGAUUGACAGAACUCUCGGCAUAG
This is a messenger RNA of Penicillium vulpinum, 687 nucleotides long. RefSeq lists its product as uncharacterized. The record is from RefSeq and is a predicted model, not a curated record. Lineage: Eukaryota; Fungi; Ascomycota; Eurotiomycetes; Eurotiales; Aspergillaceae. The transcript has 4 exons. The coding region runs from base 1 to 687 and encodes 228 amino acids.